Messenger RNA from Fusarium pseudograminearum CS3096, 2160 nucleotides. RefSeq lists its product as uncharacterized. The coding region runs from base 1 to 2160 and encodes 719 amino acids. NCBI's taxonomy places the organism in Eukaryota, Fungi, Ascomycota, Sordariomycetes, Hypocreales, Nectriaceae. The transcript has a single exon. Gene Ontology annotation, cellular component: extrinsic component of mitochondrial inner membrane. Gene Ontology annotation, biological process: ubiquinone biosynthetic process. Gene Ontology annotation, molecular function: kinase activity. The record is from RefSeq and is a predicted model, not a curated record.
AUGAGGUUCGUCGAUUUCGCCAUCGACCUCGCCGCAGUGCUCAAUGCCUCCCGUGGCAUCGCCGCCAAACAUGUCGCUCUUCGAGGUCGCCAGAUCGACACUUAUAGCCGAACGUCAAGCGUUGCUGCGGCGUUGAGAAAGAGGAAUGCUCAGAAAAGCCCGCCGACAGAAGAUGCGACACACAGUGCUACGAGGCCGAAUGACGAUGUGAUUUACGAGCAAACCACGCCGGCUGCAUGGCAGACAGAAACUAUCGUCGAUACGUCAAACGAUGGGCAGAAUAUCCAGGCUGGAUUUACAAGAGCCGAUCGAGCUCCUUUUAAUAGUCCAACCUCGAACCUCGGGCCGAGCCUACAGCAACAAGCUACGUCAAAACCAGCUAAGGAGGAUGAUUUUGAUCUGCCACCCGGCGUCGACGUUAAUAUCUUCCAUACGGCACGAGGUUCAAAGGUUUUGGAUUCUCUGAGGAAGCAGGGCAAACCUGGUGCAGCACCUGUAAGACCUGGGGUUGGGGGCCCUGUGAAAGCACAUCCCAUGAAGGAUUGGCCCCCUCGUCCACCACCUGAGCUUAGCUUCGGAGCGCAACCCGAGAAGCCCCAGGGGUCUGUUGCAAGGCAUGCGGAACUCUCGGAAUCCGUGAAGCCUGUAGAACAAGAGGCUACCAUUGUGCAGGAGAAGGUCAAGGAAGAGAAAUUAGUGGAGGAGACGCCUGCGCCUGAACGUGAAAAGGCCUCUCCGGCCGUACCUGAAGCUGAGAAGAAGAUUGACGAAGACGUCAUCCAAGCCGCGAAAGAAAUUGCUGGAAAUUCAGUAGCACCGUCAGAAGCUCCGCAUGCUCUGAGAGAGUCCAGUGUUCCCUCAUCGCGCAUCAGCCGAAUAUGGAACUACGGUGGCCUUGCUGCCGGUAUGUUGGGAGGUGCCAUGACUGAAGGUUUCAGCCGAGCCUUUGGCGGUGGCGGCGAGGGAUCUGUUCUCUUGAGUGAGAGAAACAUGGAGCGCCUGGUUGCAAAGCUCUCGCGUAUGCGUGGCGCUGCUCUAAAACUUGGUCAGAUGAUGAGUUUCCAGGACACCAAGAUGCUUCCAGCCCCUAUCCAACAGGUCCUUCAGCGUGUUCAAGAUCGUGCCGAUUACAUGCCAGCUUGGCAACGUGAUCGUGUGCUCGUCGCAAACCUCGGCCCUGAGUGGAGAGAACUGUUUAGCGAGUUUGAAGAAACCCCUAUUGCUGCCGCUUCAAUUGGGCAAGUUCACAAAGCAGUUUUAAAGAAUGGCAAAAGGGUGGCUGUCAAGAUUCAAUUCCCCGGUGUUGCCGACUCGAUCAAUUCGGAUCUUGAUAACCUGAGCAUUCUCCUCACGGCAACCAAGCUUCUCCCAAGGGGUUUGUAUCUCAAUAAGACGAUCGACAACGCGCGACUAGAGCUCGGCUGGGAAUGUGACUACGAGCGCGAGCUUCAAUGCGCUCAGCGCUACAAGGAGCUUCUCGGCUCAAGCGAGAAAGACGUUUUCAUGGUGCCCAACGUAUAUCCCGAGGCAUCGGGCAAGCAAGUUCUCACCAUGGACUUUAUGGAUGGCAUUGGCGUAACCCGCAUCAAGUCUUUUACUCAGGAGCAGCGUGACUGGAUCGGCACACAGCUUCUCCGACUCUGUCUCCGUGAGAUCACCGAGUUUCGUUUCAUGCAGACGGACCCCAACUGGACAAACUUCCUCUAUAAUGCGGGCGUCAACAAGCUUGAGUUGCUUGACUUUGGAGCUUCUCGCGAGUAUCCCGAUGAGUUUGUUACCCAGUACGUACAGCUUCUUGCUGCGGCCUCGCGCUCCGACAAGGCCGCCGUCAAGGAGUUGUCCGAGAGUCUCGGUUACUUGACAGGCCAUGAAAGCCGUACCAUGGUUGAGGCGCACACAAAGUCUGUUCUCACUCUCGCUGAACCCUUCCUCGCCAGUGCACCUGAUGUCUACGACUUUAAGGAUCAGACCAUCACAGAGCGUGUAAAGGCGCUCAUCCCUGUGAUGCUUCAAGAGCGACUUGCGCCUCCGCCAGAGGAGACAUACAGUCUGCACCGCAAACUUAGUGGUGCAUUCCUCCUUUGUGCAAAGCUGGGCAGUAAGGUCCCAUGCAAGGCGAUGUUUGAGGAUUCCCUCGCCAAAGGAGGCUAUACUAGGUGA